Messenger RNA from Hydatigera taeniaeformis, 546 nucleotides. The record is from the annotation of a GenBank genome assembly. NCBI's taxonomy places the organism in Eukaryota, Metazoa, Platyhelminthes, Cestoda, Cyclophyllidea, Taeniidae.
AUGCAGGUUUGUGUCUGCUAUAAUGGCGGACGCUGUAAUCCUGUAAACGGGGCUUGUGAUUGUCCUGCCGGGUUCUUUGGACCGCUAUGUCAACAUAAAUGCCCUAGAGGUUGGUGGGGAGCCGGAUGCCGUUUCCGAUGUACUUGUUUCAAUCCACGCAACGGGGAGACAGACUGCGAUCCCCUUACCGGACGGUGUAUCUGCAAGCCUGGCUACACUGGUGAUAGGUGCGAUCAAGUAUGUCCGCGAGGCUACCAUGGUGAGAAAUGUGCUCAGAGAUGCAAAUACUGCGAAGAUUGCCACUUCGAGACAGGUCGUUGCCUCUGUGAUCUGGGCCAACGUGGAAAAAACUGCAAACGGAGUAAGAAGAUGCCUCGGCGACGUGACUUCUCCUACUCGCGUGAUUUUUUUCUGUCUUCCACCAUCACCACUUCACCUCCUAGUGACAAGCAAAUUCGUCAUGCGCCUCGAAUAAGACCACUUGCAGUAAACCUUACUGAAUGUAGUCCAACAUCGGUGUCGUCAUUCUUGCUGUUGUUGUUCUAG